AUGAUGGGAAAGUCAGGGUGUCCAACUGUAAAGCUCUGCAAAUGCAAGCCUCCCAUUGUACAUUUUUCUUUGGGCAAUGGGAAAUUACUCAAGGUUUUUGAAUGGAAAUAUGACAUGAGUGAAAUUGUGUUCUAUAAAGAAAAAGGAAGAAGUGUCAUCCUCCCGGCCAUUCGCGGAUAUGCCACCCAGAAACCAGUCCAGCCCAGCCAAGAAGAUGACCCGCCCCCUUCCACGCUGCUCAAAGACUACCAGAACAUUCCUGGAAUUGAGAAGUUUGACGAUGUCGUGAGAAGACUCUUGUCUUUAGAAAUGGCAAACCAGAAGGAGAAGCUAAAAAUCAAGCAAGAGCAGCUGAUGAACAAGAUUGUGGCAAACCCUGAGGACACCAGUUCCCUGGAGGCUCGAAUUGUUGCCUUGACUGUCAAGAUCCGCAAUUAUGAAGAACACAUGCAGAAACAUCGAAAGGACAAAGCCCACAAGCGCUAUCUGCUGAUGAGCAUCGAUCAGAGGAAAAAGAUGCUCAAAAACCUCCGGAAGACCAACUACAGUGUCUUCGAGAAGGUAUGCAAGGAGCUGGGGAUUGAGUACACCUCCCCCGCUCUGUACCACCGGAAAGGCCACCGACGCUGGGCAGCCAAGAAGGCCCUGUGCAUUCAGGUCUUCCAGGAGGUACAAAAGCUCAAGAAGCAAAGAAGGGCCUUAAAAGCUAAAGCAGCAGCGGCCCGGAAACAGGGCCAGAAGAACCCAGAGAGCCCUUCCAAAGCUGGACCAGAGGCAAUCAAAGAAAACCAAUAAAUUGUAUUUGAGUUCUGAAAA
Leptonychotes weddellii (Weddell seal) is the source of this 816-nucleotide messenger RNA. The record is from RefSeq and is a predicted model, not a curated record. Lineage: Eukaryota; Metazoa; Chordata; Mammalia; Carnivora; Phocidae.